GUAAACAAGACGCCAACAAAAAUGCAGAAUACAGUGAAACAAAACUACCAUCCAGAGACUGAAGGCGCCAUCAACAAGCUCAUCAAUCUGAAGCUCAGCGCUUCCUACACCUACCUUGCCCUGGGGAUGUAUUUUGACAGGGAUGAUGUCGCAUUGCCACACUUCUCCUGUUUUUUCCUGGAGCGCUCCAUGAAGGAGCGGGAACAGGCUGAGAAGCUGCUGGAAUACCAGAACACCAGAGGAGGCCGGAUUCUGCUUCGGGCCAUCGCUAAACCGAGCAGGGAGGACUGGAGAGACGGUCUGGAUGCGUUGACCUUCUCCCUGGAAUACCAGAAGUCCCUGAACACUUUCAUCAUGGAUGUUCACCGCAGAGCCGACGGCAACAAAGACCCACAUCUGUGCGACUUCCUGGAGCGGGAGUUCCUCGUCGACAGCCAUGACACCAUCAAGAAGCUGGGCGACUACAUCACCAGUCUGACCAGCCUCACCACCUCCGACCCGCACGGCUCCAUGGCAGAUUACCUGUUCGACAGACACACCCUCUAAAAAAAAAAAAAAA
This is a messenger RNA of Xiphophorus hellerii (green swordtail), 559 nucleotides long. Its product is annotated as ferritin, lower subunit-like. The record is from RefSeq and is a predicted model, not a curated record. Gene Ontology annotation, cellular component: cytoplasm. The coding region runs from base 22 to 546 and encodes 174 amino acids. Gene Ontology annotation, molecular function: ferrous iron binding; ferric iron binding. NCBI's taxonomy places the organism in Eukaryota, Metazoa, Chordata, Actinopteri, Cyprinodontiformes, Poeciliidae. The transcript has 5 exons. Gene Ontology annotation, biological process: iron ion transport; intracellular iron ion homeostasis.